Ambispora gerdemannii is the source of this 1572-nucleotide messenger RNA. NCBI's taxonomy places the organism in Eukaryota, Fungi, Glomeromycota, Glomeromycetes, Archaeosporales, Ambisporaceae. The record is from the annotation of a GenBank genome assembly.
AUGGGAGUAGUGCUGUACGAGAAAAACGUUUUAGAAGAUGCGCGGUUUUUUGCCGACGAGAAUAAUCAACGACAAUCUCCGAUACCACUAAAUCUAACUUCAUCGUCGACAAUUCGGUCAUCAAACAGUCCUCAAAUCUUACCAACAAGACAAGCACAACUUACCCCAACAACUAAUCCUCACACGUUACUCACUUUACCAUUAACGCGAACAGGAUCUUCUCGAUCUUCAUUUUCAUUUUUUCGGAAUCGACAUAAUAGAAAAUUUUGGCUUAAAAUAUGGUCUUCUGCUUCAGGAUCAUCAAUAAACGCGGCAACGACGACAUCCAUAGCACAAAGCCAAAAUUCUCCGAUUAUUACGCCCUCAAAAAAAGUGUCAUCAGUAUUGAAGUUUCCAAGAACACGCCAUAAGAAAAGCGUGGACAAUAAAUCACCGUGUGAUCGAAUUAAUAGUAGAAUAGUAGUGGUAAAUAGUAAUGAUAUUAACGAGGAUGAUGUUCUUGACGAGUGUAAUCUUAACAAUGAUAUCGGAACGACAACGGCAAUAAGAAGUCACUAUCGACAAUCGACUACGGAUACAAAUGCAACGACAUUGUCCACCGAAACUAUCAAUAAUAGCACAUUUGAAGAAAAUGAUGAAACUAUUGUAAAUUCCACUGCUCCGUCUUCACCUUAUGCGGCCAAAUUCUACGAAUCUCCUGUUGAAGAUCACGAUGCUGAUGAGAAUGUGAUGGUGAAGGAAGAAAAGGAGAAAGUUGAUCUUGUUAGUAAUGUCACUUCAACAAUAUCCUCACCUCCUGCUGCAGGUAUAAUUCCCGAAGACUGGAAUAUAAAUAAGAAAACUUCAUUGAUUGAAAGACUCGCCACUUAUCCACGUCGUUCUUCAGAAUCAGAAAUUCUUUUUCAGAAAGGUCGAUUCACAAUUGUACGUGAAAGUAAACUCCUUCCGUCCCCAUCAUCACCAAGUUGUUAUAGCAGUAAUAAUGAUGAUAAUACGCGUGUUCCAAAAACUAUUUCUGCUUUCACACCGAGUUCCAUAAAGGCACAAGUGUUAAACAAUAAACUACCACAGAUCAAAUCUACAAGUUUGCCAGAACCACUUCAAUCGAAAAAACUACGCGAGAGUUUAUUGAUUAGACCAAUGAAAAGUCAGAUGAAAUUCAUUCCAAAAAACGAAAUUCCAAAAUCAAAGUUACAAAAACCCUUUACCCUUGUAAAUAAUAACAAACCUCGUUCUUAUUCACUACAAUCAGCACCACCUGUAAAUAAUAACAACUAUAAUAAAACAUUUAUGCAAGUUCAGGAUAAACCCAGACCAUCUUCUCGUGCAUCAUCUUCCAGCUCUUCUAUCACCGCCUCUUCAUUAUCAGAAGCAACCGUUACAGUGACUGUUAACACUUCAUCCGGCAGAAUUUUUGAAGUUGGCAAUUCAUCACCCUCUUGUUCAUAUUUCUCUGAAUCAACUCCCCCAUCUCCUGGAAUGACUAAAAUUCCUGGUACUCCUGGUUCUUCGAAUCCAAAACGAAGAAUUUUUAUUGUGGAAACGUUUGAACGGAGUCAAUUUGCAACAUAA